GGCGGCGAGCGAUGGAUGAGGACAACAUGACGAGGAGCGAGGAGCAGGAGCUGAGUCUGCAGAAGGCGCUGCAGCAGUGCGAGCUGGUCCAGAACAUGAUCGACAUCAGCAUCUCCAACCUGGAGGGGCUCCGCACCAAGUGCGCCGCCUCCAACGACCUCACGCAGAAGGAGAUCCGCACCCUGGAGAGCAAACUGGUGAAGUACUUCAGCAGGCAGCUGUCCUGCAAGAGGAAGGUGGCCCUGCAGGAGCGCAAUGCCAAGCUGGAGGGCUUCCCCCAGCUCCUGCACUGGUUCCGCAUCGUCGACAUCCGCAAGGAGGUGAUGGAGGAAAUCGCCCCUGGGCAGCUCAGCCUGGAGGAUCUGCUGGACAUGACCGAUGACCAGGUCUGUGCCACCGUGGAGAAGUUUGGGGCCAACAGCGAGGAGUGUGCCCGGCUGAACGCGUCCCUGUCCUGCCUCCGCAGCGUCCACAAGUCUGGCGGGAGCCUCUCCAAGCAGGACUGGACCAUCCAGUGGCCGAGCACGGAGCCGGGCAAGGAGAACAGCCCUGGCUGCGCCCCGGAGCCGGGGCCCUGGGGCAGGACGCACCCGAGCCCCAAGGUACAGCCCAAGUGCGGGCAGCACCACUGCCACGCCGGCUCGUCCCACGGCCCCGCGUACACCCACGUGGACCGGCUGACCGUGGAGGGCCACCCGGGGCUGUGCCCGCCGCUGGAGUCCGGGCACCGCUCGCUGCCGCCGUCCCCCCGGCAGCGCCACGCCGCGCACACCCCCCCGCGCACCCCCAACAUCGUCACCACCAUGACCCCGCCGGGGACCCCGCCCGUGCGCCGCAGGAACAAACUGAAGCCCCCCGGGACCCCCCCGCCCUCCUCGCGGAAGCUGAUCCACCUCAUCCCGGGCUUCACGGCGCUGCACCGGAGCAAAUCCCACGAGUUCCAGCUGGGGCACCGCGUGGAUGAGGCGCACACCCCCAAAGUCAAGAAGAAGAACAAGCCCCUGAACCUCAAGAUCCACAACAGCGUGGGGAGCUGUGAGAACAUCCCAGCACAGCGCUCCCCUCUCCUCUCCGAGCGCUCCCUGCGCUCCUUCUUCGUGGGGUACCCGCCCUUCCUGCCCUCCACCCCGCCCGUCCACACCGAAGCCACCUUCUCAGCAAAUACGCUGUCAGUGCCUCGCUGGUCCCCGCAGAUCCCCCGUCGGGAUUUAGGAAACUCCAUAAAACACAGGUUUUCCACCAAGUACUGGAUGUCUCAGACCUGCACCGUCUGCGGGAAGGGAAUGUUGUUCGGCUUAAAGUGCAAAAACUGCAAGCUCAAGUGCCACAACAAAUGCACCAAAGAGGCCCCUCCGUGUCACCUGCUGAUCAUCCACCGCGGAGGGAGACGAGCCGGUCGGGGCGAGGCAGAUUUGCAUUGCAAACCACUUCCACCCACCCUCCCCCUGCCUCCUUUUCUUUUCAGAUUCCCCACCGCACGGGCAAGGUUAGUCCGGACAGAGUCGGUGCCCUGUGACAUCAACAACCCCCUGAGGAAGCCCCCCCGGUACUCGGACCUGCACGUCAGCCAAACGCUCCCCAAAACCAACAAACUCAACAAGGACCACAUCCCGGUGCCCUACCAGCCCGAUUCCAGCAGCAACCCCUCGUCCACCACAUCGUCCACGCCGUCCUCGCCGGCCCCACCGCUGCCCCCCAGCGCCACCCCCCCGUCCCCGCUGCACCCGUCCCCGCAGUGCCCGCGCCAGCAGAAGCAGUUCAACCUGCCAGCCUCCCAUUACUACAAGUACAAGCAGCAGUUCAUUUUCCCAGAUGUGGUGCCUGAGACGCCGACCCGAGCCCCACAGGUUGUCCUGCACCCUGUCACCUCCAACCCCAUCCUGGAAGGAAACCCAUUGCUUCAAAUUGAAGUGGAGCCCACCUCGGAGAACGAGGAAGGCGCCGAGGAGGUGCAGGAGUCCGAGGACGACUUUGAGGAGAUGAACCUCUCGCUGCUCUCCGCGCGCAACUUCCCGCGCAAGGCCAGCCAGACCAGCAUCUUCCUGCAGGAGUGGGACAUCCCCUUCGAGCAGCUGGAGAUCGGCGAGCUCAUCGGCAAGGGCCGCUUCGGGCAGGUGUUCCACGGGCGCUGGCACGGCGAGGUGGCCAUUCGCCUCAUCGACAUCGAGCGCGACAACGAGGACCAGCUCAAGGCCUUCAAGAGGGAGGUCAUGGCCUACCGGCAGACCCGGCACGAGAACGUGGUGCUCUUCAUGGGGGCCUGCAUGAGCCCUCCCCACCUCGCCAUCAUCACCAGCCUGUGUAAAGGACGGACUCUCUACUCCGUGGUGAGGGAUGCCAAAAUUGUCCUGGAUGUCAACAAGACGAGGCAGAUAGCACAAGAAAUUGUGAAGGGAAUGGGGUACCUGCAUGCCAAGGGCAUUCUCCACAAGGACCUCAAGUCCAAGAAUGUCUUCUAUGACAAUGGGAAGGUGGUGAUCACCGACUUUGGGCUCUUCAGCAUCUCUGGAGUUCUCCAAGCAGGCAGGAGGGAGAACAAGCUGCGGAUCCAGAACGGCUGGCUGUGCCACCUGGCUCCCGAGAUCAUCCGGCAGCUGUCCCCGGACACUGAGGAGGACAAGCUGCCCUUCUCCAAGCACUCGGAUGUCUUUGCACUGGGCACCAUCUGGUAUGAGCUGCACGCCCGGGAAUGGCCCUUCAAGACUCAGCCAGCAGAGGCAAUAAUCUGGCAGGUGGGAAGAGGGAUGAAGCCCAACCUCAGCCAGAUCGGGAUGGGCAAGGAGAUCUCGGACAUCCUCCUGUUCUGCUGGGCCUACGAGCAGGAGGAGAGACCCACCUUCACCAAGCUCAUGGACAUGCUGGAGAAACUGCCAAAGCGCAACCGCCGCCUUUCCCACCCGGGGCACUUCUGGAAGUCAGCAGAGCUGUGACGGGAGGAGUUGAGGGACGGUGCCUUCCUCCCCCAGCGGGUCUCCUCUUCCUCUCCGCUUCCCACCCUGCACUAAGGAGGAGCAGCGGGGCCGACAGCGGGCCGGGAACGAGACUCUUCCCCCGCAGCGUUUCAUCAUCCCGGGAAUCCUCUCUGCGCGGGCGGGAGGAGCCGGAGCAGCCCCGGGGACGCCCGGCUGCGCUGGGAUGGGGACAGCGGGCAAAUCUCCGUGCUCAGGCCCUGGGGACAGUCCCCAGCCCCCCCCCCCAGCAGGGCUGACCCACAGGACAAUGACUUCAGUUCAUCACCAGGGCUCCUCUGAUCCCCAUCCAGCGCUCACGAUGAUGCUCGGUUGGGGAGGGCUUGUUCUCGGUUCUCUGUGGGUUUAUUUAAUUCCCUUUAUUUAUUUCUUUGCGGUUUUGUCAUGAAAAAAGGGAGAACGUCGCUGACGUUCCUGCGGGGCCAGGGAGCGCCACUGCCAUUAGCUGUCCCCCGCGGGGAAAUGCAUCUGUCCCGCUGCCCCCGCAGCCCCUUCGUGGGCAGCGCUGACCUUUCACAAGUGGCUUCUCUCCCUCCCAGCCGCGGCCACUUGUGUGUCCCCCCGCGGGUCUCCCUCCCAGCGGGGCCCAUUCCACAUUCCCGUUAAUUUAUCCUCUUCUCCCGUGGUGUGUCUCAUCAGCCAGCCCUGCCCUCUCACUGCCCUGCUCCUGCCUCUGCUCCUCGCUGCCAAAACCCCGAGUUUGGGGAUGCUCUGGGGCUGGGAACAGCAGGGCAGCUGGAAUUGGGAUCCAUCCUCUCUCCUACAGCCUUCCCGGGCUCAUUCCUACAGGCUCUGGUUGUACAGAGCAUUCCCAGCCCCACCUUAGCACAUCUCAGCCAUGCCCAGCACCAUUCCCCCCCACAUACUCAUCUCCCAUCAGCCAAAUCCCAGAGUUUUCCAAAAAAUCCUCUUUGGGAGCUGCUGUUGCCACCUGAAUUCCAUGUGCUGGUAUUUCCCCCUGCCCCCAGCUCAGAUGGGCCCUGCAGCCCCUCAGACGAGCUGUCAGACGAGAGUAAAUAGCAUUCCCAGGCUCUCAUGGAGCAUAAUUGCUUGACAGGAACCAUCCCGGAUAAUUCAAUUGUAGUCUCAGUUCGCUUUAAUUUGGAGCCUGACGAGGCUUUGCAAACUGAACCAGCUCUGGUUUGUCUGGCUGCUCCUCCAACUCCUCCUUGCUGCUGUGGGAAGUGCUUUAGCAUAA
Molecule: messenger RNA, 4167 nt
Organism: Catharus ustulatus (Swainson's thrush)
Lineage: Eukaryota; Metazoa; Chordata; Aves; Passeriformes; Turdidae
Gene: KSR2
Product: kinase suppressor of ras 2
Exons: 21
Coding region: 12-2930 (972 amino acids)
Biological process (GO): protein phosphorylation
Molecular function (GO): ATP binding; protein kinase activity
Source: RefSeq, a predicted model, not a curated record